GGGGGGCGGUCCGGCGGCUCGUCCCCGCCUGCCCGGGGCGGGGGCACGGAGAUCCCACCCGCGGCAGCGGCAUCCCCGGCGCCAGCUCCGCGCCCGCGCAGGUGGGGUUCGGCGGAACUUUGCUUCGGGGCACCGGGGGGGUGUGUGUGGAACGCGACACGAAGUUACCUGGGGGUGACCCCCGCCGUGCCCGCUUCUUUCCCACCACCUUCCUUCUCCCCCCGCCCCACUCCGCAACACUCCUCCCGCUUUGUUCCCGGGAGGAUGCGGCGCGCCUAACCCCGGCCGAGGCGGUGGGGCCGCGGCGGGGGCAGGGGCAGCCGGAAAACUCCGCGCCGCCCCUCUUCCUCCUCCUCCUCCUUCUCCUCCUCCUCCUCCUUCUUCCUCCUCCUCCUCCUGCAAGCCCCGGCGUGGAGUGAUGCUUCUCCGGGCGGCGGGCGGCGAUGGAGCGGGGCCGUAGCGCGGUGGAGCCGCGGUGCAGAGCAGCCGCCCGCUGCCCCUGAGCGAGGAGGAGGAGGAGGAAGAGAAGGAGGACGAAGGCCGGCGGCCAUGGAGGAGUGGAGGCAGUGCGGGCGCUGGCUGAUCGACUGCAAAGUUUUGCCCCCGAACCACCGGGUGGUCUGGCCUUCGGCGGUGGUCUUCGACCUGGCGCAGGCGCUGCGGGAUGGGGUCUUGCUGUGCCAGCUGCUCCACAACCUGUCCCCCGGCUCCAUCGACCUCAAGGACAUCAACUUCAGGCCGCAGAUGUCCCAGUUUCUCUGCCUGAAGAACAUCAGGACCUUCCUCAAAGUGUGUCAUGACAAAUUUGGGUUGAGGAACAGCGACCUGUUUGACCCCUUUGACCUCUUUGAUGUCCGGGAUUUUGGCAAGGUGAUCUCUGCAGUGUCCAGGCUCUCCUUCCACAGCAUUGCUCAGACCAAAGGAAUUAGGCCCUUCCCGUCCGAGGAGACCGCGGAGAACGACGAUGACGUGUACCGGAGCCUGGAGGAGCUGGCAGAUGAGCACGACCUGGGGGAGGACAUCUACGACUGCGUCCCCUGCGAAGAUGAAGGUGAUGAUAUCUACGAAGAUAUCAUCAGAGUGGAAGUCCAGCAGCCCAUGAUCAGAUACAUGCAGAAAAUGGGAAUGACAGAAGAUGACAAAAGGAACUGCUGCUUGCUGGAGAUCCAAGAAACAGAGGCCAAAUACUACAAGACCCUUGAAGACAUAGAAAAGAACUACAUGAACCCCCUGAGGCUGGUGCUGACUCCCCAGGACAUGGAAGCUAUUUUCAUCAAUUUGGAGGACCUCAUUAAAGUGCACUUCAGCUUCCUGCGAGCCAUUGAUGUCUCGAUGAUGGCUGGGGGCAGCAGCCUGGCCAAGGUGUUCCUGGAAUUCAAGGAGAGGCUGCUGAUUUAUGGCAAGUACUGCAGCCACAUGGAGUAUGCCCAGAACACCCUCAACCACCUCCUGGCCAACAGGGAGGAUGUCAGGCAGAAGGUGGAGGAGUGCACCCUGAAGGUCCAGGAGGGGAAGUUUAAGCUGCAAGACCUGCUGGUGGUUCCCAUGCAGAGGGUUCUCAAGUACCACCUCCUGCUGAAAGAGCUGCUCAGCCACUCCUCGGACCGGCCAGAGAAGCAGCAGCUGAAGGAGGCUCUGGAAGCCAUGCAGGACUUGGCCAUGUACAUCAAUGAAGUGAAGAGGGACAAGGAGACCCUCAAGAAAAUCAGUGAGUUUCAGAGCUCCAUAGAAAACCUGCAAGUGAAGCUGGAGGAGUUUGGGAGGCCGAAGAUCGAUGGCGAGCUGAAGGUUCGCUCCAUCGUCAACCACACCAAGCAGGACAGGUACUUAUUUCUGUUUGAUAAAGUGGUGAUUGUCUGCAAGAGGAAAGGCUACAGCUAUGAGCUGAAGGAGAUCAUCGAGCUGCUCUUCCACAAGAUGACCGACGACCCCAUGAACAACAAGGACAUCAAGAAGUCUCAUGGGAAGAUGUGGUCAUAUGGCUUCUACCUAAUCCACCUCCAGGGGAAGCAGGGCUUCCAGUUCUUCUGCAAGACAGAGGAGAUGAAGAGGAAAUGGAUGGAGCAGUUUGAGAUGGCAAUGUCCAACAUCAAACCAGAGAAAGCCAAUGCAAACCACCACAGCUUCCAGAUGUACACCUUUGAGAAGACCACCAACUGCAAGGCCUGCAGGAUGUUCCUGAGAGGAACCUUCUACCAGGGCUAUCUCUGCCCCAAGUGUGGAGCAGGUGCUCACAAGGAGUGCUUGGAGAUCAUUCCUCCCUGCAAGAUGGGCUCCUCAGCAGACCAGGAUUCACUGGGUGCUGGACCUGGUCCCAAAAUGGUGGCUGUGCAGAACUACCAUGGGACCCCAGCCCCCCCCGGGAAGCCGGUGCUGACCUUUCAGCUGGGGGAUGUGAUCGAGCUGCUGAGGGGGGACCCUGACUCACCAUGGUGGGAGGGCAGGCUGCUGCAGACCAAGAAGUCAGGUUACUUCCCCAGCUCCUCAGUCAAGCCCUGCCCUGUGGAUGCAAGGCCCCCCAACAGCCGCCCGCCCUCGCGGGAGAUCGACUACACAGCCUACCCCUGGUUUGCAGGGAACAUGGAGAGGCAGCAGACAGACAACCUGCUCAAGUCCCACGUCAGCGGCACCUACCUGAUCCGGGAGCGGCCGGCCGAGGCCGAGCGCUUUGCCAUCAGCAUCAAGUUCAACGAGGAGGUGAAGCACAUCAAGGUGGUGGAGAAGGACAACUGGAUUCACAUCACGGAAGCCAAGAAGUUUGAGAGCUUGCUGGAGCUGGUGGAGUACUACCAGAGCCAUUCCCUGAAGGAGAGCUUCAAGCAGCUGGACACCACCCUCAAGUACCCCUACAAGUCUCGAGAGCGCUCGACCUCCAGGACCUUCACUCGCUCCCCAGCCUCCUGUGCUUCCUACAACUUUUCUUUUCUCAGUCCUCAGGGCCUCAACUUUUCUUCUCAGAGCUCCUCCAGUCCCUUCUGGUCAGUGUUCACCCCCCGGGUGGUAGGCACGGCGGUGGCGCGGUACAACUUCGCGGCGCGGGACAUGCGGGAGCUGUCGCUGCGGGAAGGAGACGUGGUGAAGAUCUACAGCAGGAUCGGUGGGGACCAGGGCUGGUGGAAAGGGGAGACCAAUGGAAGAGUCGGCUGGUUCCCCUCGACGUACGUGGAGGAGGAAGGGGUGCAGUGACCGGGGGCUGUCUGCUGGAAAGUUCAUCAAGUGCCCAGAGCAAGCCACUGCAGACCCUGCACGCUCGUCCCAGCGCCCACAGCUCCUCAGGAGCCAGGGCUGGACACCUCCAGGACUGCUCCUGCAGCCUCUUUAGCAACCUGCUCCUCUGUACAGCGUGUGCGCGCCGGGGCCGCCGCCGGCCUCUUCCCCGGAUAGAAGAUUGGUGGUCUGUUGGCUUCACCUUGGUGUAGCAGCUGCAGAAGCCCCCCAGGAAAGCCACAUUCUGCUGCAUGGACAGAGCUGAGAGACUCUGUGCAGUGC
This is a messenger RNA of Dryobates pubescens (Downy woodpecker), 3489 nucleotides long. RefSeq names its product vav guanine nucleotide exchange factor 2 (gene VAV2). Gene Ontology annotation, molecular function: guanyl-nucleotide exchange factor activity; protein binding. Gene Ontology annotation, biological process: cell migration; regulation of GTPase activity; intracellular signal transduction. The transcript has 30 exons. The record is from RefSeq and is a predicted model, not a curated record. Bases 550 to 3186 code for a protein of 878 amino acids. Gene Ontology annotation, cellular component: cytoplasm. Lineage: Eukaryota; Metazoa; Chordata; Aves; Piciformes; Picidae.